This is a messenger RNA of Helianthus annuus (common sunflower), 1972 nucleotides long. Its product is annotated as autophagy-related protein 16. Bases 125 to 1654 code for a protein of 509 amino acids. The record is from RefSeq and is a predicted model, not a curated record. NCBI's taxonomy places the organism in Eukaryota, Viridiplantae, Streptophyta, Magnoliopsida, Asterales, Asteraceae. Gene Ontology annotation, molecular function: protein binding. Gene Ontology annotation, biological process: autophagosome assembly. The transcript is spliced from 6 exons. Gene Ontology annotation, cellular component: autophagosome membrane.
GGUUGAUAAGAACUUUAUUCCAACCGGUACGUCACCCCCAACCUUGUGAGAUCAGAUUAAACUCAAAACCCUAAAAAUCCUCAAAUUGAAUCGAUUGCUUCCAUAACAUUCUCAUCUAAUCAUCAUGUCAGACGAAGAAAUCGGGAUUCAAGCGAUAAAACAUGCGUUAAAGGCUCUUCGGAAGCGGCAUCUGGUUGAGGAGGGAGCUCACGCGCCGGCGUUUGUAGCUCUUUCUAAACCUAUUGCGUCUCAGGGUUCAGAAUGGAAGGAUAAAGCAGAAAAUCUCGAGUUAGAACUUCAGCAAUGUUAUAAAGCUCAAGCUCGAUUAUCAGAGCAGCUUGUGGUGGAAGUUGCUGAAUCUCGAGCUGCAAAAUCUUUAGUUCAAGAAAAAGAAGCCUUAAUUCCUACUCUUGAGCAUGAUCUUUCACAAGCAAGGGAUGAAUGUGCUCGUUUGGCAUCAGUUUUAGAAGAAAAGACGAAAGCCCUUGAAUUGCUUAUUGGUGAAAAUAAAGAGCUCAAAUCUCAAUAUGAAGAGAUGAGAACUAGAGCUGUUAAUGCAGAGGCUGAAAACAAGACAUUGGUUGAUCGAUGGAUGCUGCAGAAAAUGCAGGAUGCUGAACGCCUUAAUGAGGCCAAUGCGUUAUACGAAGACAUGCUUGGUAAGCUCAAAGCCAGCGGUUUAGAGCAACUCGCAAGGCAACAAGUUGACGGCGUGGUCCGUCAGAGUGAAGAAGGUGCAGAAUAUUACGUAGAACCAAUCAUACCAAAGACAUGCAAACACAGGAUCCCAGCUCAUGACGGCGGUUGUGCAGCCAUAGUAUUCGAGAACAGUUCCGGUAAAUUAGUCAGUGGCGGGCAGGAUCACACCGUUAAAACAUGGGACUCAACAACGGGCCGGUUAAUCCAAACCUACAACGGUUGUUUAGGGUCCGUUCUUGAUCUCAGCAUCACGCAUGAUAACAGAUCCAUAAUUGCAGCUAGCAGCUCGAAUAAUCUAUACGUUUGGGAUGCAAAUUCGGGUCGGGUCCGUCAUACUCUCACGGGCCAUAAAGAUAAAGUAUGCGCCGUUGAUGUCAGCAGAUUGUCAGCUCGUCAUGUUGUCAGUUCGGGGUAUGACCGAACGAUUAAAGUUUGGGAUCUUAAUAAAGGGUAUUGUGUUAACACGCUUAUGUUCCCGAGUAACUGCAAUACGUUAUCGUUUAGCCCGGAUGGUCAGACUAUAUUUUCGGGCCAUGUUGACGGGCAUUUACGGUUAUGGGACAUACAAACGGGAAAGUUACUUAGUGAAGUUGCCGCACAUUCUUCUGCAGUGACGUCUAUAUCGUUAUCCCGAAACGGUAAUACGAUAUUGACAAGCGGGAGGGAUAAUUUGCAUAAUUUGUUUGAUACGAGGACACUUGAAGUUUGGGGGACGUUAAGAGCGAGUGAGAAUAGAGUUGCGUCUAAUUGGAGCAGAUCUUGUAUUAGUGCGGAUAAUAAUUAUGUUGCGGCUGGAUCUGUUGACGGGUCGGUUCAUGUAUGGUCGAUAUCUAAUGGUAACAUAGUCAGCACUCUUAAGGAACAUACGGGUUCGGUACUGUGUUGUUCUUGGAGUGGUCUUGGAAAACCUCUUGCCACAUCAGACAGGAAUGGAGUGAUAUGUAUGUGGACAUAAAAGAUACGGCUUUUGGGUGUGGAGGAGGGUAGUCCUCAAAGGAAGAUUCGUCACGUAAGCCUCACGUCAGUGGGUGUGGGGGAUGAGCCUAGAGGGAUGGACCUAGGGUGUGGGGAUGGGCCUUAGUAUAUAUAUAUAUAUGUGUAUGUAUGCAUAUGUGUGUGUGUGUGAGAUAAAAAGAAAGAGCCCCGUCGAAGGCGGCAUUCUCCGGUUGAUGACGGGCCCAAGGGGGCGGUUUUGCUGGUCCUAGCUAGAGGUCAACGGGCAGGGUAUGAGCCCUACAUCCUGCAAUCUUAUGGGAGCAACCUAUCUGCUUUA